UCCCGUAUUUUUGAACGUCGAAUUAUUUGUAAGCUGAGGUGGGGCCCACACGUCAAGAUUUUUUUUUUUGGGACAUGUGACAAAUUAUAUGAAUCACAUAUGUGAAGUUAAACACAACUCAAGAAGGACCCUUGGGCCAAAUCAAAGUGGAAGUCCUCCAAACGAAUAUUUUUAAGAAAACGUUUUCGGGUGACCUGACUUUGGGGGGCAAAAACGGUAUUAUAUGUUUGGAAUUUGGAAAAAUACCAAGAAUUAGAAGUUGUAGAUAAUUGAAUUAUCUUUCCAACCAUAGGUCGUGGGUUCCCAGGUGACGUCGGUACAAGGAGAUAUGGACGUUUUAAGGUCGAAAGGUCAGUGGGCUAGGCCCAACUCGGGACCAACCGAGUUGGCCCAAAAAAAUGAAAAGAAAAAUUUAGGCCCAAGGUGAGAGGGUGGCCGGCCAUACCUGGUCCAAGCCCACCAAAUUAAUUAAUUUCCAUGUGGCAAAUUAAUUAUAAAGGGAUCAUUAUCCCUUAGAUGAUUCAAGAAACUUAGAAGGAGAAAGAACAAACAAAACAAGAGCAAAAAAAAGGGCCAUUUCGGGUUUGGCCAUAGAAAAUUCACCCCUCCAAAUCUUCCUCCAAAAAUUAUUUUCUUGUGGUAUUCCUACUAAUUUAAGGGUCCUUUACAACUUGGUGUAAUUGUUUUGGAAGAAGGAGCACUUAUUUCUUCAAGUUGACAACUUGUUCAAGUGAAGGAGUUGUAGAAAAAGGUAAGAAUCAAUUUCUUUUUCUUAUGUUAUGAAGGUUUGUUUAUGUUGUGGUAUGUGGAAAUGAGUAGAAAUUAUGGAAAUAAGGAAGUUUGCAAAGUGGGUAUGUAUAUAUAUAUGUAGCCAUGAGUGUAUAUAUGUUGUAUACAUAUAUGAGUUGAAUUUUAUGUUGUAUUAGUUGUGGUUAUGGUGAAAAUUAUAUUGGGAAUGAAAGUUGAAUGAAUUUUGGUUGAAGUUGGAAUGUAGAAGAUUAUGUCACUUUAGAAUGAUUUUGUGAUAUUAUGGAAAUGAAGUUGUUAAGAUGUGAAUUAUGAUUAUGGUUGAUGAAAUUGGAAGAUGGAAAUAUGUUAUGAAUAUGUAGGUUGAAGAUUUGAAGUUUUGGGUGAAUUAUGUUUUGGUGGAAAGUUUGUAUAUUUUGUAUAUCUUGUGAAUAUUUCGUAGAAAUGAUAUGAAAUAUUUCCAAAUUAUAUUGUGAUGAUCUAGAUUAAUGAUGAAUGUGAAACCAUUGAGAUUAGUUUGGAAAUUGAAGUUGAAAUGAAGGUUAUGACAUUAUGUUGGAAAGAUAGCUAGUUAAGUUAUAUUGUGUUUAUAGUGAUUGUUGUUGUUGUUGAUGUUGUUGUUGGGUUGUUGUUGAUUGUUUUGGCCGAGUUAAAUUCUCGGGGAUGCUAUAUGUAUAGGGGAGAUGCUGCCCAAAUUUCUGUAGGCAAUUAUGAAUAAAGAUUGAAUACUUAAAGAUUGGAAAUUGAGAAUUGGUAAAUGUGACCAAUUGCAGAUUUUGGGCGAAACGGGAAUUGAAUUUGGAAAGGCGUAAAGAGCAUAUAAGGUACCGACGACAGGUUUGCUGAUCCGUCCGCUUAGGAUCUUAUUCUGCUAUUUUGGAGCGCUCCUUUAUCCGGAGCCUAUAUUUUGGUACAAUCUUCUGCUAUUGUAUAUAUGUACGCUAUUCAGGGGUACGACGGGGCCCUGUCCCAUCUUAUGAUUCUGUUAUGUUCUGUAGAGGUCUGUAGACAGACUUGUGUGGGUUCUGUAUAUGUUUUGGGUUGUUAUGAUCGGUGAUGGCCUUAUCGGCCUCUACGUGCAAAAUCUGUUCAUCUGUGAUAUUUAGUAGCGCCAACUAACCUUUAUAUUAAUAUAUUUUGAUAAUAUGUUGGUUUGGGUUAUUGGGUACGUUUGGGUGUCCAGCACGGACACUAGUCGCGGCCUACGGGGUUGGGUCGUGACAAAAGUGGUAUCAGAGCGGUUCGUCCUCGGAACGUCUACAGACCGUGUCUAGUAGAGUCUUGUUUAUCGGUGUGUUGUGCACCACACCUAUAAACAGGAAGCUACAGGACAUUUAGGGUGUUUCUUUUUUUGAAAUCUUAGAUCGUGCAAUAGAGCUGUGCUAUUAGGAUGAUUCUGUCCUGAUCCGUUGUUGUUUUUCUUUCAGUGAUGCCUCCGAAAAAGGCGACGGCUGCCCAGAAGAAAAAGGGCGUGGUAGGAGAGACCAGCCGGGCUCAGAAGGGUACUCGGACCCUUGCUCAGAUGAUGCGUGAUAUUGCGUCCCGGCCAGCAGACUCUGCUACGUCUUCAUCAUCAGAGGAGUCUGGGGCAGCUCCACCAGUAGCUCCAGAGGUUCCAGUACCUGAGCCUCCAGCUCCACAGCCAGGGGCUGAGGAUCGGGCUAUGAGAGAUGCGGUCCAGUUGUUGACCAGACUGGUAGCAGGGCAGGUUCAUAGGCACGGACUUGGGGAUGGUCGUGCAGACAGACGUGACAGUUCGAGAGCUCGUGAGUUCCUGACCUGUAAUCCUCCAGAGUUCUUCGGGACAAAGCCCGAGGAGGAUCCUGAGGAGUUUAUCAGGAAGAUGCGGCGCACGUUACAUUUGAUUAAGGCAUCUGCGACAGAGUCAGUGGAGUUGGCUUCGUACCGGUUGUAUGAUGUAGCAGCAAAUUGGUACGAGUCUUGGGAGUUAGCCAGAGGCGUUGGUGCUCCCCCAGCAGUCUGGGAUGAGUUUUCUGAGGCUUUUCUUAGCCAUUUUCUGCCUCCGGAGUUACGGCGGGCCAGGGCUGACAGAUUCUUAUUGCUUAGACAGAGGGGCUGCAGUGUUCGAGAGUACAGUAUGGAGUUCGACUCAUUGGCCCGAUAUGCACCUGCUGUGGUAGCUACUAUGGCUGACAGGAUGCACAGGUAUAUUAUGGGGCUGGACCGUUAUUUUGUCGACAGUUGCUUGGUAUUGGCCGCUCAGCCCGAUAUGGAUAUUGCCCGGAUUCAGGCGCACGCUCAGGGCAUGGAGGACCGGCACAGGGGUCAUCAGCCCGAUAGGAGUCAGGAUCGGAGACAGCCCAAGAGGGCCAGAUCAUCUGGGUAUUUUGAGGAAUUUCGGAGUGGGCAGCCUCAGCAGCAGCAGCAGUCUAGCAGGCAUUCUUCCCAGCCAGCACAGAGCACACCUCCGCAGUUCUCAGGCAGGAGAUUUGAUAGCCCAGGGUAUUUAGGAGCAGGCCAGAGCUCCGGGGUUUCAGGUUCGCGGGUAGACAGGAGUUCCGGUCAGACGAGGCCACCCAGGCCUCAGUGUUCUUAUUGUGGGAGAUACCACCCUGGAGAGUGCUACCGUGCUACAGGUGCUUGUUAUUCUUGUGGCCGUCAGGGCCAUACUGUGAGAGAGUGUCCGUAUAAGGGUAAUUUGGGAGGUGCAGCGCAGCCUACCGGAUCAGUCGCUGGGUCAUCGUCUCCUUCGAUAGCCAUGCGCCCUGCGGGGCAGGGUACGUCGACAUCAGCAGGCCGCGGCAGAGGUAGUGGCGGGGCUCCCAGUUCAAGCGGUCCUUCGAACCGCAUCUAUGCCUUGACUAGUCGACAGGACCCGGAGGCGCUACCAAACGCGGAUACAGGUAUACUAAUGUCUUUUUCGAAAUAUAAGUGUAUUGAAAGAUCUAGCCUCUACUUUGUGAUAUAUUUUCCCCAAAAUGCUUACAAGACCCUAUAAGAUUAAUUUAACAUUCGAGGACGAAUGUUCUAAAGGGGGGGAGGAUGUUACAUCCCGUAUUUUUGAACGUCGAAUUAUUUGUAAGCUGAGGUGGGGCCCACACGUCAAGAUUUUUUUUUUUGGGACAUGUGACAAAUUAUAUGAAUCACAUAUGUGAAGUUAAACACAACUCAAGAAGGACCCUUGGGCCAAAUCAAAGUGGAAGUCCUCCAAACGAAUAUUUUUAAGAAAACGUUUUCGGGUGACCUGACUUUGGGGGGCAAAAACGGUAUUAUAUGUUUGGAAUUUGGAAAAAUACCAAGAAUUAGAAGUUGUAGAUAAUUGAAUUAUCUUUCCAACCAUAGGUCGUGGGUUCCCAGGUGACGUCGGUACAAGGAGAUAUGGACGUUUUAAGGUCGAAAGGUCAGUGGGCUAGGCCCAACUCGGGACCAACCGAGUUGGCCCAAAAAAAUGAAAAGAAAAAUUUAGGCCCAAGGUGAGAGGGUGGCCGGCCAUACCUGGUCCAAGCCCACCAAAUUAAUUAAUUUCCAUGUGGCAAAUUAAUUAUAAAGGGAUCAUUAUCCCUUAGAUGAUUCAAGAAACUUAGAAGGAGAAAGAACAAACAAAACAAGAGCAAAAAAAAGGGCCAUUUCGGGUUUGGCCAUAGAAAAUUCACCCCUCCAAAUCUUCCUCCAAAAAUUAUUUUCUUGUGGUAUUCCUACUAAUUUAAGGGUCCUUUACAACUUGGUGUAAUUGUUUUGGAAGAAGGAGCACUUAUUUCUUCAAGUUGACAACUUGUUCAAGUGAAGGAGUUGUAGAAAAAGGUAAGAAUCAAUUUCUUUUUCUUAUGUUAUGAAGGUUUGUUUAUGUUGUGGUAUGUGGAAAUGAGUAGAAAUUAUGGAAAUAAGGAAGUUUGCAAAGUGGGUAUGUAUAUAUAUAUGUAGCCAUGAGUGUAUAUAUGUUGUAUACAUAUAUGAGUUGAAUUUUAUGUUGUAUUAGUUGUGGUUAUGGUGAAAAUUAUAUUGGGAAUGAAAGUUGAAUGAAUUUUGGUUGAAGUUGGAAUGUAGAAGAUUAUGUCACUUUAGAAUGAUUUUGUGAUAUUAUGGAAAUGAAGUUGUUAAGAUGUGAAUUAUGAUUAUGGUUGAUGAAAUUGGAAGAUGGAAAUAUGUUAUGAAUAUGUAGGUUGAAGAUUUGAAGUUUUGGGUGAAUUAUGUUUUGGUGGAAAGUUUGUAUAUUUUGUAUAUCUUGUGAAUAUUUCGUAGAAAUGAUAUGAAAUAUUUCCAAAUUAUAUUGUGAUGAUCUAGAUUAAUGAUGAAUGUGAAACCAUUGAGAUUAGUUUGGAAAUUGAAGUUGAAAUGAAGGUUAUGACAUUAUGUUGGAAAGAUAGCUAGUUAAGUUAUAUUGUGUUUAUAGUGAUUGUUGUUGUUGUUGAUGUUGUUGUUGGGUUGUUGUUGAUUGUUUUGGCCGAGUUAAAUUCUCGGGGAUGCUAUAUGUAUAGGGGAGAUGCUGCCCAAAUUUCUGUAGGCAAUUAUGAAUAAAGAUUGAAUACUUAAAGAUUGGAAAUUGAGAAUUGGUAAAUGUGACCAAUUGCAGAUUUUGGGCGAAACGGGAAUUGAAUUUGGAAAGGCGUAAAGAGCAUAUAAGGUAUGUAAAGCUAUCCCGAUUCUUCUCUUGGCAUGUCCUAGAUGUACUAGGCUUGGAUUUACGCCUCGGGGAAUAUUCUGUCCAUCGGAAUCCGCGUUUGAAAUCGUCGCUUUUUCAUUCAAUAGAAUUGAAUUCCUUAAGUAUGCUUUGAUGAAAAAUUAUGAAAUUUUUUCCCAAAUUGCUUACGAAGUUAUGGAAUGUCCUAGAACCUUUGUAGGUGACCCCAUAAGCUUAAAAAUACGUAAUUUGAGCCCACCGCUUCAUUGGUCCCGAGGUGGGCCCACUAUUUCCAAUUUUACCCUUUAUGUGUCUAUGACUUGUCUUCGAGCGUUUUCGUUAGAGAUACUCUAACUACUCCUUUAUCUACUAAAUAAAAACUAUUUUAAAUAUUUCAUUAAGUCUUAUAAAUUGUUUUGAAUCUUGAAAACGAUCUCGGAUAGAUUAUGCCUCCGUAACCCGUUAUGACAUCUAAAUUUACUUACUAUGUUUCCGUCCGAUUUCAUUGAUUUGAUUUGACAUUCGAUAUGCCUCAUUGAGUCUCUGGAAAUAUAUAUAUGGUAUUUUUAGUGCAUUUAGUUUCUCACUACUCCGUUCGUGGAUGCCUCAAUGUUUCCCCCACUGAGCCCGGGCCAGGAUAUGUUGUCAAGCGUGAUCCUUUGCAUUGUUCGCCGUGCCUCGAUGUGAGGGGGCAGGUAUACGCGUACAUGGGUUUGUGGAGUAUGCUGUGCCAUGUACGCUUGUUCUGAUAUGAUUUGCUAUGGCCAUCUGAUAUGACAUAUUAUGUUACAGGGUUAUGCCCCUGUUCUGAUUCUUCUGUGUUGUGGCACCAGCGUCGGGAGGGUGGCCACGUUCUGUCUGCCGAGUCCCUUGGCAGGGGCCGGAUUUCAUGUGACAUAUGUUUCUGUACACACUCUGCAUGUUUUGAAAAUAUGUAUCUGAUACUUUGGGUUUUCUAUUUACUUUCUGUACGUUCUGUACCAGUUAUGAUUUUGUUUCUGUAAUUCAGGCUUUGCAUAUUCAGUACAUAUUUCGUACUGACCCCCUUUCUUCGGGGGCUGCGUUUUCAUG
Messenger RNA from Lycium barbarum (goji berry), 6397 nucleotides. RefSeq lists its product as uncharacterized. The transcript is spliced from 2 exons. The record is from RefSeq and is a predicted model, not a curated record. The coding region runs from base 2177 to 3706 and encodes 509 amino acids. Gene Ontology annotation, molecular function: zinc ion binding; nucleic acid binding. NCBI's taxonomy places the organism in Eukaryota, Viridiplantae, Streptophyta, Magnoliopsida, Solanales, Solanaceae.